AUGGUUCAGUUCGAUAACGGCGUCUUCAACGAGUUCAUCGGCAUCGCGUUUUUGACUGCCACGAUUCUGGCUCUCGGCGAUGACCAGAAUGCUCCACCCGGCGCUGGCAUGAACACGCUGAUUAUCGGCUUAAUCAUUGUGUGCCAGAGUACCGAGUAUGUGCUUUGCGUAUCAACCCGGAGCGGCGUUCAACCCGAGCCGCGACUUCGGUCCUCGGCUUGCGCUUUUCGCCAUUGA
Molecule: messenger RNA, 237 nt
Organism: Penicillium bovifimosum
Lineage: Eukaryota; Fungi; Ascomycota; Eurotiomycetes; Eurotiales; Aspergillaceae
Product: Major intrinsic protein
Exons: 1
Coding region: 1-237 (78 amino acids)
Source: RefSeq, a predicted model, not a curated record